GCCGCGCAGUCGGAGCGGCGCGGCGUUGCCGCGGUUGCCGUUGGUCGCUAUGCGCUUUAGGGCUAAGAUCGUGGAUCUCGCCUGUCUCAACCACUUCAGCCGUGUAAUUAACACGAUCGCGAAAUUAGCCAAGAGCUGCACCCUGCGUCUGACAGAGAGCAAGCUGUACUUCAUCCUGUCCGACAGAGUUGCUAAUGGAGGAGUCAGCAUGUGGGGCGAGCUGUGCCAGGGGAAUUUCUUUGAUGAAUAUCAGAUGGAGGGAGUAGAUGUAGAUCACAAUGAAAUAUAUUUAGAGCUCAUGCCUGAGAACCUGUCAAGAGCAUUAAAAACUGCCCAGAGUGCAAAGGCAGUGAAGAUCAAGUUGACUAACAAACAUUCUCCCUGUCUCAGAGUUGCUGUGGAGCUACCGUCCUUAUCAAGCAGCAGUAGGAUUGUGACACAUGACAUUCCUGUGAAGGUUAUUCCCAGAAGACUAUGGAAUGACUUCAGAGAGCCCAGUGUGCCAGACUUUGAUGUCAGUAUUUACCUACCAGCACUGAAAACAAUGAAGAAUAUUGUGGAGAGAAUGAAGAAUAUCAGCAAUUGUAUUGUGAUUGAAGCAAAUUUGAGUGGAGAAAUGAACUUAAAAAUAGAAACUGAUGUAGUAUCUGUAACAACGCAUUUUAAAGAUUUGGGAAAUCCUCCCUGGGCAUCAGAGGAUGGAUGUCAAAGCUCUGCUCAAGGCAGAGAUCUGCAGAGCAUGGCUGAAGCACGCAUAGACAUCAAGAAGUUGCAGCAGCUGCUUGUAGGACAGCAGGUCAAUCCCACAAAAGCCUUGUGCAAUAUCGUGAGUAAAAGAAUUGUCCACUUUAUCUUGCUCCAUGAAGAUGUUUCACUUCAGUAUUUUAUUCCAGCGCUUGUCUGAAUGUUUUGGAAUCGUAGCCAUUUUCCAACUGAGGCCUUUCCCACAAAGUGGGGUAGCAACUUACCUUGGUAUUGUCUGUUUGGUUUAUAAAUACGUUUGUGAUUUUCUGUGAGAUAGGGGUGGGUGGGAGGAAAGGGGUCACUAGUCUUCUUUUAAUAAAAUGUAAGAUGUAAUCCAACAAUUGAGGCAAACAAAUGCUUUAUACUGUUCUUUUGAAGCAGUUGACACCUGUGUUUGAGUCACUGGAUCUGUAGAAAUCUAAUUCUUCUUAAUGGUGCCGCUUGUCUGCUUCCAGAAAGGACAAGGUAGGGUGGUUAUUUCUUUGUUAGGAAUAUUUUUUUGGAAUAUGUGGGACAUUCAGCCUGUGGAUAUUCAAAUUGUUUGUUGUUUUUUUAAUUAAAUAGCUGAGAAGCACUUUGAUUAAGUUUCUGACUCUAAUGGCAGGAGAUCCUGAAAGCAGAAAACUUUCAAGGCACCUCCUGGUUAUCCUGAUGUCUGUAUUUGAGAUGAACUGCUGAGUUACGCUUCCGUUGUUCACACUGUGUUUUGGUUAAAGUGCAAGGCCAGUAGGAAGUGGACAGAUAAGUAAUCCAGAACUGAAGCUUUCUGGAGCAAUUAUAGAAUUGUUGUUCUUGAGUGGGGAAAUAAUUCCAAUUUGGCAUUGUUGGGAAUGCUUGGAAUCCAUAAUUUUCCAUCAGGCAAAGAUAUCAGUGAAGCUGCAUUUUAUCAUUCUGUAUUACAGUAGCGGCUGCGCGCCCCCAUGUGGCAGAGGUGAAAACGCACUGAAUGAGUGGAGCACCAUCGUGCAGCCUUUUCUUCCAUCGCAUUACAACUCUCCUGUUCCCCUGUUGGCUAGGUACUCCAGGCUCACAAUAUACGCAACGUGUUUGCUUAUCAAUUUUUCCAUAUAAGGUCUAUCACCAAGCUCUUGUUUUUAAGAUCACUUUGUACUUUUCUAUGGGUGCAGGAGGGUGAUGUUUCUUGAAGCUGUCAUGCCUGUUUCAUUGCAUGCCAGGCUUUCCUUACUCUGCUCUGUAUUUUUUGCCUUAUCCUUCGCUACUUACAAAAGCCAUGCUUAAGAAAGAAGAAACCCAUUUCAGGUAGUAUCUAAAGGUUAACUAGCCCCAAUUCCUGAUGAUACCUUUUAUGGUAUUCUAGGAAGCACAGAUUAUUUAUUUACAUUUAUUUAGCAGCCUUUUCCUUUUCAAUGAACUUAAACAUUCUUCUGUGAAAGUUGGUAUUGUUCGUGUUUGAUCACUGUGGGUGUUGCUCAAACCCUUUGGAUUAAUUUACUACCCUGUUUGGGGCAUCCUAGCCUCCAUUCUGUUCUGUUGCUCAGCAUUCUUCUUGUGAAAAACAACCAAGGCAGGCAUUUUGACCUACAUAGCUAUUUUGUAAGAAAGGUGUAAGUUUGGUGAGGGUCUGUACCUUGGUACUGGAAGUUUCUACUGCAGAAACACAAUUCUCAUGUCAUGCAGCUAUGAAAAGAAAUCUAAGAGCAGUCUUGCCAAGAGAUGUUAUUGAUAGUUCUAAAAUACUGUGUUGUUGCAUACUCUGAGUAUCUGAAGAAGAGACACAAUAGGUUUCCCAUGUAUUGUUUUAUGAUCUGCAAAAAGACCAUCUGUUCUUAGUUUAUGCCCUGGUGAUAUAGGCAUUGAGGGAUAGGAACAAAGCUGCUAUCCUUCUGUGCUCUGUUACUGUGGAAGGCUGCAUCACAAGCUUCUUAGAUUCCCUGUCAGAAACUUUUCCAGAGAUUCCCCUCUUCUUGCAGAUGCAUGUAUUCUUUUUGCUGAUGUUUUCCUUUUUGCUGAGAUUGAUUUUAUUUUUUUUUUCAUUCUUUUUAGUGAGAAAAGCCCUUCUCCGUACUGAAAGAUUUUUAUCAAAGCCACUUCUAUGCCUCUUUUUGCUUAUAAGGCCAAGUGUGCUUCCGGGAAGCUUGUCCCUUAAUUCUGAUGUAUUACAAGAGUUCUGCAGCUAACUUCUUGUUUUCACUUUUUAUGCUAACGCAUAUUGCCCUUGUAUGUUUUAGUUCUUCCUAAGGAUAUGGUUCUGAGUUUUGUUGUUCUGUUUAAAUUUCAGGACAUCCUUCAGAUGACAGUGUUUAUAAAAUAUUAGAGAAUUAGAAAGUCAUCUAUUUUCGCAGUCAUGGAAUCACAGAAUGGUUAAGGUUUUGGAAGGGACCUCUGGAGGUCACCUUGUCCAACCCUGUUGCUUGAGCAGGGUUGCCUAGAACAGGUUAUGCAGGGCCAUGUACAUGCAGCUUUUGAAGAUAGCCAAAGAGGGAGGCUCCAUCACCUCUCUGGGCAACUUCUUAAAGUGCUCCAUCAUCCACGCAAUGAAGAAGUGCUUUCCAGUGGUCAUAGGGAAUCUCUCGUGUUUCAGUUCUGUGCCCAUUGCCUCUUGUCUCAUCUCUGGGCACCACUGAAAAGAGCCUGGGUCUGUCUUCUUUACAUCCUCCCUUCAGGGCUUUAUAUAACAUAGAAUUGCAGGGGCGGGAAGCGACCUCUAGAGAUCAUCUGCCAAAACAGGCUCCCUAGGCCAAGUUGCAAGGUAGGCAUCCAGGUGUGUCUUCAACAUCUCCAGAGGAGAAUCCACCACCCCUUGGGCAGCCUGUUCCAGGGCUCUGUCACCAUUACUGAGUAGAAAUUCUCAUGCACGUUUGUGCAGAACUUCCUCUGCUUCAGUCUGUGGCCCUUUCCCCUUGUGCCAUCAACACACACUGCUGAAAGGAGUCUGGCCUCGUCCCUUUGCCUCCCGCACCUUAGGUAUUAAGACACUUACCAGAUCCCUGAGUCUUCUUUUCUCAAGGCUGAACAGACUCAGGUUACUCAACCUUCCCUCAUAAGAGAGGUGCU
Molecule: messenger RNA, 3759 nt
Organism: Centrocercus urophasianus (Greater sage-grouse)
Lineage: Eukaryota; Metazoa; Chordata; Aves; Galliformes; Phasianidae
Gene: HUS1
Product: HUS1 checkpoint clamp component
Exons: 8
Coding region: 50-904 (284 amino acids)
Biological process (GO): mitotic intra-S DNA damage checkpoint signaling; mitotic DNA replication checkpoint signaling; telomere maintenance
Cellular component (GO): site of double-strand break; nucleolus; checkpoint clamp complex
Source: RefSeq, a predicted model, not a curated record